GAGAAGCCAACGGCGAAGAACUCGAGCUCCUGCCGUGACUGGUCCCCGGCACAACCUGUAGCGCUGACAGCAGGCUCUUCUAACUACCUCAGUGACGUCACUGGACGCGGUAACGGCAAGAGAGUAAGUCGUAACGAUUUUGCACGACCCUAAGACGUUUCCUGUUUACCUCUGAGCUGAGACCUUUUAUAUGCACUUUAUCACUGCCUGUGCCACCUUGCUAACCCUGAGCCAUCACUGUGCCCACUGAAGGACUGGCAGCAGGAGACCCUGCGUAUUUCUUGGAAUGUUUCAGAAGCUCAACAGCAUGUUUAUGAGAGAUGUCAGCAAUGUCUUAAUUCAGGAUCCAGAACUCGGUGAAAAAGAGGAUGAUGAAUGGAUUGUGGUAGACUUUAUAGUUAAUAACUGCACUACAGAACCAGAAGAAGCCUCUACCUUUGAAGAAAUCGACUACGCAAAUGAAGAACCCUUCAUGAAUUAUGCACCAGGUGCCUUUGAACAGUUUGAAGAUACGAUUGACUCUUGUUACGUCCAUUUCGAACCGUGUCCUUUGGAGGAGAGUUGGUUUGUCACUCCCCCGCCAUGUUUUACCGCCGGAGAGUUGGCCACUAUGGAGGUGGGGAUGAGCCCAUUGGAGAACCUUCUCAUUGAACACCCGAGCAUGUCUGUCUAUGGUGUGCACAAUCUUUGCAGUAAGCCGACCAGCACAAUGGAUUCAGAAAGCCACAACUCAAGUUCUUUAAGGUUGGAUCCAGGUCAUAAAAGCGUCGCUCAGCAUGUACGUUGUUACGUUGCAACCCUUUCUGCUCGCGCAGCUUGUCUGGACCUGACAAAGACAAUUCAACUCUCCAAAUUGUCAAAGCACCAAAUGGAGAGAUCUCUUCUUAACCGAAAGAGCCUUAGACGCCAAAACCACAUUCGAGGAUGCCACUCGCGCCAGGUCAAGCACAGCGGGAGGAUUGUUCACCAGCCUUGCCAGCGUCGGUACAAUUAUUAAGAGAAUGCCUGAUGGUUUCCUUCCUUUCCUCCAGCCCACAAAUGAUUUCCCCUCCUCUGGAGUCCAUGUUAUGUAGUGUGGGAGCACGGGUCUCCAGUGAGUGCACGCAGAUCUCGGUGCAGCGUCUUUUGUAGCUUUUUUUUUUUUUUUCCCCUCGUUUCUUUUUUCCUUUUUCUUUCUCGUCUUACAUUUCAAAUUAAAUUAACACCAUGUCAGUAAAGAUGGAUAGUUACAAUCUACUCAAAAAAAAUCUAAUCGGGUUGAGAAUCAUUUUUAUUUUUUAUUUUUGCCGUUGGCACCAUCACGUUGGCAUGGUUAGGCCCAAGCUAUACUUGGGGUUGACUGUCACACUGCCACUCCUGCAACUUGAGCACGAAUACUAACUGUGGUCUCCCAAAAAUGUCAUUAUGCAACUAGAAGACUAUAUAACCUGGUCUGAGCCACGGCCAUCCUCUUGGCAGGAAACCAAAAAUAUGCAUUUUAAUAUGUAGAGGAAAAAAAAUGAAAACUUGUACUGUCUUCUCUCUGGUAAAUGAAGAGGGCUGCAUUACACCUCCCAUUAUGGAGAUGUAACCAAUACCAGCGAAGAAUGGUUUUCAGGCUUCCACCGAUGACCAAACUGUUAAUUCUGAAACCACCAUGGCAUUUUUUUUAAUCAUUUUUAUUUCUAAACUUUUGGCUUUUUACUUGUUGGGCAUUGCAUAGGAAUCCAUAUGUAGCAAUGAGAUGUAAGGUAUUCUAAAACGAAGACAUUACUUUGGCUUUUUUUUUUUUUUUUUUACUACUUGUGACUGUUUACUAACUUUGUUAUUUUAUGACUGCUUAUUUUAUGUCUGCCCUCAACUGGUAAGGGCAUUUAGCAGGUGCGGAUGAUAUCCCAUGUGCUGGACUUUGAUGGGUGAACAGAGCAAUUUAUCAAAGACCUGCGUUUUAUGCCAGUCUUUAAUAUCCCCCUUGCACCUCCGGAGGAUGCGCUUAAUUUCUGAUGAGGCACUGGGCUUAUCCUAAAUUAGGUGCAUCCUCUGUCAGUCCAUGCACCUAAACUGAAACCUACGCCUGCUCAUAGCUGACAUAGAUUUCAGUCAUGUAUGCCAGAAAACUGGUGUAAAACUAUGAUAAAUGUGCUGGGGCCCUGCACCACAUGCCACUCCCGCCAUGCCCCGUGCAGUGACAUUUCAAAAGUUGCAAAUGUUUUUUUUUUUUUUUUUGUUGUUUUUAAACCAGAAAACUGGCAUAAGGGGUGUGUGACAAAUUCCCCCCCCCCCCCAUAUUGAUGCAGAUUGUCCAGGAACGGCUGGCAGACAAAGCUUCUCUCCGUUGUGCCCCACUAUUCUUAUUAACUCUUCAUGAGCAUAUUGUACAUGCACUUGUUUAAAGGGACACUUCCAUAAGAUAGGGUUUUUUUGUUUGUUUGUUUUUAUUAAUCUGAAUAGCCAUAAAAAAAUGUGGCUACUUUUUUUUUAUUUUUGCCACUACUGUGCCAUUUGAAAAUUAAAUACAAAAUACUGUCCUCCUGCAGCAGUCAGCACAGAGCUAAAAGUCCUGCAGGGAACAACAGAAUAAUGUUAGUUUUUGACUCUGCGGCAGAGAUGGGUAUAUCUGCACGGUAAU
Bufo bufo (common toad) is the source of this 2608-nucleotide messenger RNA. RefSeq names its product tumor protein p53 inducible nuclear protein 1 (gene TP53INP1). Gene Ontology annotation, cellular component: autophagosome; nucleus. The transcript is spliced from 4 exons. NCBI's taxonomy places the organism in Eukaryota, Metazoa, Chordata, Amphibia, Anura, Bufonidae. The record is from RefSeq and is a predicted model, not a curated record. Bases 287 to 997 code for a protein of 236 amino acids. Gene Ontology annotation, biological process: positive regulation of DNA-templated transcription; autophagosome assembly.